Molecule: messenger RNA, 1868 nt
Organism: Rubroshorea leprosula
Lineage: Eukaryota; Viridiplantae; Streptophyta; Magnoliopsida; Malvales; Dipterocarpaceae
Source: the annotation of a GenBank genome assembly
GACGCAGAACCGAACCCAUUUUCCCUCCCAAAAGAGGAACAAAGGAAGCGCCCAUCAGCCGUUCGACAAAAUGCCGGCGAGAAACUCUACCGGCAAUCCACAGCAGCACACUCCUCUCCGCAGAUCCCCAAGGCUUCUUCAACUAAGUAACUGUGAAAAGUCACAGGAAUUGAACACCUCCAAGUCCAAAUCUGGGGAUGGUCGGGCACGCUCUGUGUCUCUUCCUCGAGGUUCAACAUCCACAGGAAUCAAUACGGUGGAAAGAUCGCAAGAAGCUUGUUCGGAUAAAGUUGCCAAGAAAUCGAGAAAAUUGAGUAAUGAUUUGUUGGAUUCUAGCAAUCAAAUGAGGUCGAGAAAAUCUGCAAGAUUGAACGAUGGCAGUGAUGGGUUUUCUAGUCUUAGGCGGUCGCCUAGUUUUCUUAACAAGCUUGAAGGCGACAAUGUUGUUCAGGAAUAUAGGAGGAAUAAGUGUAGAGAUUCGUGGGUUUUUCAGAUGGUGAGAAAGAUGAAUUGUAGAAAUAAGGGAAGGAGUAGUGUUGUUGAUUCUGUGAAUGAGUCCAUCAAUAAGGAGGUUAAUGGGGGAAAUGUUGAUGAGGGUGCGUGUUUAAGUAACCAAAAUGCGGAGAAAAGGAGGCAGGGGAAAAUUGCUUGUCAAGGCAAUGAAAAGAUUGAGACUAAUUUGAAGAGAAAGUGUAGCGAUGAUGCUAUUGGGGUUGUUCAAGGGUGGACAAAGGAGCAAGAAGUGGCGCUGCAAAGGGCCUAUUUUGCUGCCAAGCCUUCACCCCAUUUCUGGAAGAAGGUUUCCAAGCUGGUGCCAGGCAAGUCUGCACAGGAUUGCUUUGAUAAAAUCCACUCAGAUCUCAUAAUCCCACCUCAGCCUCAGCCUCGAUCAAAGGCAAUCAGAGUAAACUCCUCCCUCAUUCAGCAGUUUUCACUCUUUGCAAGCAAAUUGCUAGAAUCCACUGAGCCAAAGAAUAAAAGGCAUCAUCUUGUGAACCAAGAGAAUGAAGCAGAUUUGUUUCCAAUCCUGGAGCCCAAUAUAAAUCCAUCUACUCAUGUUCUGCCAGAAUCUAUUCUUUCUACCCCAAAGAAUUUAGAGGAAAAGGAGGGAUUUCUUCAUAAGUGUCAGGAGAUGUCUUUUGCUGGCUCUAAGAAGACUCUUCCAAGAUUUUGUAGUUCGUGUACAACUGCUCUUGUUAGCCCAUUGCUUCAACAUUUGCAAACAAAUACUCAUGGUGACUCUUCAGAUUUGGAUGAUAAUGAUGGUGCCAGUGGUGAUGAUGAAGAAGGUGAAAUUGAGUGUAAGCGAAGGAAAAAUCUUGGUUUUUUCCUGCAUCUGCAAGUAGCAUGUAUUUGUACUGGAGGAUGGAACCUUAAAGAACAUAAGGUUGCAGAAGACAUGGAUUUUGGAUGGCAGCGGUAUCAAUCCCUACCAGAUAUUGCUGAGAAGAUCUAUUUCAUCUCCAGCGUGGUAGACUUCUUGAAUUUGAAGCUACAGUUAUCAUAAUUGUUACCAGAAUAAAAACUUCCAAAGAAUAAAUACUUUUGGGCACGAAUUUUUACUGUAAGCAAUAAGUCACCCGUCUACUGUAAGUUGCCCUCACUCUCCUUCUUUUUACUCUCUCUUUGUCGGUCUUUAGUCCUUUUCCUCUCUAUCACCAUGUUACUCUUCCUGUCACACUGUAAAAUUUGAGCAGAACACUUUCAAUUUUGCUUAGCCUCUUCCCAGUUUAACCCCUACCUACCUCAUGGAUGACAGGGAGAGAUGGAAAAGGAGGACAAGGACAGAGAAUUUAUGUCAGAAUUGAUGAAUUGGUAGUUUGGCACCGGCUCUGGACUUGCAAUGGAAAUAGAUUACUCUGCUACAC